AUGGGAGAAGCAAAGGAUACGGAAGGGGGGAUCAGUGCAAGUCAUUCGGAGUUUGCAUACGCUGGACCUACUUCGAUGGAAGUUCCUCGGGUAACAUGGUGGAAGCAUCGUGGUUUGCGUAAGCUUUACCCGAUGAUGCCAAUCUUGUUUCUUGGGUCUACUAUCAACGGAUAUGAUGGGUCUCUUUUGAACGGGCUACAGACAAUGACCCCUUGGCAGGACUACUUCAACAAUCCAAGUGGCUCUACCUUGGGGCUCUUCACGGCAAUUCAAAACAUCGGUGGUGUUUGCGCACUGUUGUUCUCCUCUUAUAUCGCCGAUACCCUUGGACGAAGAGCCGGUGUUACCCUUGGCUUGUUGGUCUUGUUUGUUGGAACCAUCAUCCAAGUUGUUCCCUCGGUAAACUCCAACAUGUUUCUUGCAGGGAGAUUUCUCGUCGGUCUAGGAUCCAACGUGAGCCAGGGGUCCGCUCCUCUGCUCAUCACCGAACUCGCCUACCCUCAGCAUCGUGGAAAAUUGACCACUAUGUAUAACACGCUAUGGUACCUUGGCUCCAUCAUUGCCGCAUGGACAAUCUUUGGAACAAUAAAGUAUACCUCAGAGGCUGCGUGGAGAAUUCCAGUGGGCAUGCAGGCGGCCAUGCCUCUCAUUCAAGUUCUUGGCAUCUGGUUCCUGCCCGAGAGUCCCCGCUGGCUCUGUGCAAAAGACCGUCCAGAUGAGGCGUUUGAUGUGUUGGUCAAGUAUCAUGGAGCUGGAAACAGAGAUGAUGCAUUCUGUGCAUUUGAAUUCCACGAGAUCCAGCAGACAUUACUCUUAGAGAAAAUCAACUCUAGUGACGGAUGGCAAGUCCUGAUACAAACACCGGGGAACAGAAAACGUCUCCUUCUCAUUGCACUGGUCUCUUUCUUCUCACAGUGCUCAGGCAACGGGCUGGUGUCAUAUUAUCUCCAUGACAUCCUCAAAUCAGUCGGUAUCACAUCGUCUUACGAUCAAUCUAUGAUCAACGGCGCUUUGCAGAUAUGGUCUCUGCUAGUCGCCGUUGGAUUUUCUGCUUUCCUUGUUGAUAUUCUUGGUCGGCGUCCCUUAUUUAUGAUCGCUGGUGUAGGAAUGCUGAUCAGUUUUGCAAUUUGGACCGGGUGCUCGGCGGUAUACGCUCAGACUGGAAAUUCCAGUGCGGGCUCCGCGGUCAUUGCCAUGAUCUUCCUCUUCUACGGCGUUGCGGGCUUUGCCUGGCCUGGUCUCACCGUGGCAUACCCAGCCGAGAUUCUCCCUUUCAAUAUUCGGGCCAAAGGCAUCGCUAUUGGAAUGACCCUGACGGCUGCAUCAUCCGUAUUCAACCAAUAUGUCAACCCAAUUGGCUUGGAAGCUUUGCAGUGGCGGUUUUACUUUGUUUACAUAGCUAUUCUUGUUGUCGAGUGUGCCUGUAUCUGGUUCCUCUUCGUGGAGACAAAGGGUCCAACACUCGAGGAGAUUGCAGCGUUAUUUGAUGGCGAAGAUGCAAAUGUGGCAAGUAGUGGGCGAGGCCAGCAAGAACUGAAAAUUGCGGAUGAAGCUACCAGGCGGCCCUAG
Messenger RNA from Penicillium brevicompactum, 1569 nucleotides. RefSeq lists its product as uncharacterized. Gene Ontology annotation, molecular function: carbohydrate:proton symporter activity. NCBI's taxonomy places the organism in Eukaryota, Fungi, Ascomycota, Eurotiomycetes, Eurotiales, Aspergillaceae. The record is from RefSeq and is a predicted model, not a curated record. Gene Ontology annotation, biological process: carbohydrate transport; transmembrane transport. Gene Ontology annotation, cellular component: membrane. The coding region runs from base 1 to 1569 and encodes 522 amino acids. The transcript is spliced from 6 exons.